UUUCAGACAUUUAUCUGGGAAAAAAGUUGGUAAUCGGAAAGUUUAAAAUCGCUUGCAAAACAUGAUAGCUUUUUCAAUUUUCAUCGCCAUUUUUUUCUGGCUGGCUCAUUGUUUCUAUUUCAAACGCCGAAAUCUCCCACCAGGACCUACACCACUUCCUUUCCUUGGCAAUUCCCUAUCAAUGAUAUGGGAGAACCCGGGCUACGAGUGUUUUAGACGGUGGACUAGAAUCUAUGGGGAUGUUUUUACCUUUUGGCUGGGAGACACACCCUACGUCGUUAUUAGCUCUCUUGAAAAAAUGAAGGAAACUUUUAUCAAAGACGGAGAGACUUAUCAGGAUAAAAUCCAAUUUUCAUUCACCGAGAAAUUUCGAGGUGGAAGAUUUGGAGUAAUUGAGACAACUGGACACAUGUGGAGUACUCAUAGAAGAUUUGCAAUUUCUACUUUUCGAGAUUUGGGGCUCGGCAAAAAUUUGAUGCAAGAAAAAAUUCUGGCCGAGGUUGAAGCAGUGUUUCAAAUAUUAGAUGCAAAUCUGGGUGCUGAGCAAGAUGUGCCAGAGGUGAUAUAUAACGCUGUGGCCAACGUCAUAAAUCAGAUGAUAUUUGGCUAUCGGUUUGAUGAAUCGAAUCAGAAUGAAUUUGAAAAGUUGAAGGAUUUGAUAGAUAUCCAAGAAAAAUCAUUUGCUUCCUUCAAACUUUGCGUUCAAGCUUUUGUACCAAUUAUGAAUAAAUUGCUGCCGGGAAAAUCAUUGGAAGAUUUGAUCGCUGAAAAAAGGCACGACUAUUACAACUUUUUCUACGCCCAAAUCCAAGACCACCGCGCCAAAAUCAAUUACCAAGCCGAAGAAUAUCUUGAUUACGCUGAAGCCUACCUCAAAGAACAGAAAAACCAGGAGCAAGGUGGUCUCGGCUCUGAUUUGUUCUCCGACCAGCAGCUGGCUAAUAUGUGCUUUGACUUGUGGUUUGCUGGGCUCACCACAACUAACACUACAAUAAAUUGGACAAUAAGCUAUGUUUUGAACCACCCGGAAGUUCAAGAUAAGAUGCAAGAGGAGCUGGAUAAGGUGGUGGGAAGUGAUAGAUUGGUGACAAUAUCUGAUAAAAGCAGCCUUCCGUACAUGAAUGCGGUGAUCAAUGAGUCUCAGAGAUGUGUAAAUUUACUUCCCUGCAAUUUGUUUCACGCAACUACUAGGGAUACUGUAAUUAAUGGAAAUAUAAUUCCAAAAGGAACAGGUGUUAUUGCCCAGAUUAGUACAGUUAUGCUGGAUGAGAAGAUCUUCCCCGACCCCUAUAAAUUCCAACCUGAAAGAUUCAUAGAUGAAAAUGGAGCACUGAAAAAGAUCGAGCAGCUAAUCCCAUUUUCAGUCGGAAAACGGCAGUGCCUCGGUGAAGGGCUAGCUCGGAUGGAGCUUUUCCUGAUUGUCGCCAAUCUAUUCAAUCGAUAUUUUAUCACACCAUCCAGUGCUGGACCUCCAUCAUUGGAGAGAACCGAAAUGGUCGGGGUAUUCCCAAGAAAAUUUCAGGCAAUUUUGACGAGAAGAUAUGAAUAAUUAUUUAUUGUUGUGAAACAUAUUAAUUAGAUUUUCAAUAUUUAUUUUUUAUUUUUUUCAUAGCAACUCCUGCUAAUUUCUGAGCGUUUUUACGAAUGUCUAGAUGGAACUGCAAUUGUGGUACUUCUAACACUUGAAGAAUUUUGGCCAAAGAGCAAUAUCGUUGUAACUAUAAAUGAUUCAAUCACA
Messenger RNA from Caenorhabditis elegans, 1738 nucleotides. It is a transcript of the gene cyp-33C11, whose product is annotated as CYtochrome P450 family. The transcript is spliced from 5 exons. NCBI's taxonomy places the organism in Eukaryota, Metazoa, Nematoda, Chromadorea, Rhabditida, Rhabditidae. The record is from RefSeq and is marked reviewed. Bases 62 to 1549 code for a protein of 495 amino acids.